Messenger RNA from Clupea harengus (Atlantic herring), 2495 nucleotides. RefSeq names its product solute carrier family 35 member B3 (gene slc35b3). The record is from RefSeq and is a predicted model, not a curated record. Gene Ontology annotation, cellular component: Golgi membrane; endoplasmic reticulum membrane. Lineage: Eukaryota; Metazoa; Chordata; Actinopteri; Clupeiformes; Clupeidae. Gene Ontology annotation, molecular function: 3'-phosphoadenosine 5'-phosphosulfate transmembrane transporter activity. Gene Ontology annotation, biological process: 3'-phosphoadenosine 5'-phosphosulfate transport; transmembrane transport.
UAACUCUGGUCUUGUCAAUACCUGUAGAAUACGUGUACACGUCGAGGGCUACCAACCGCCUUAAAGAACCAAUUAGAGACCUCUAUGUUAACAGGUUAAAGUUCAUCUAGAGAGGAAGUUGUUGGCUGCCGGGGGAACAUUAGCUAGUAGCUACGGGAUGACGACCAGUAGUAAUGCUUAUCAGGACCUUUUUUUUAACAUUACUAAAUUAUGUCAGUCCAUUACUAGGUAAUCGCAUCUUGGAAUAAGUCCAACGAUAAACGUGAAUUCAGUAAGGAUGACAAUACGUUUAUCACACAAUAAAAAAAAGACUUGCCUGUUCCAUGUAAACCCCGGAAGUGUUGCAUACAGAGCUAGCUUGCUAAUUGUUUGCUAGGGCAGCUAACUAGCGACAUCUAUGCUGUUUUAGUUGUCCAGCACGUUUUUGUCUCGAGUAUUGUGGAAACGCAGUACUGAUAAUAUGGUCCAUAACGGCAAUGUAAAAUCCGUAGUCCAUCACCGAAGAUAGCAUCUGCCAUCUGGCAAGCAAGCUGUUUUACAGUUAGCUUAUCUGCAAGAUGAUGGGACAACGGACAAUGUCCGUCUUUUAAGGGGUUCGAUACCAAAGGCAGGUUGAAACACUGCACUGUACACCACUCGAAAGGUACUUCUCAACCCUUAGGGCACCUCCGGAUGUCAUAUCAAUGAUCGUUUGUCUCCAGCUGUCAGAGCUUUGUUCAGCGUGCAGACAUCAUGAGUACCAAAUUUGGACUGAUCAACUACAACUCCCGCAAGCACAUCUCCAUCUCCGUGCCCUCCUCUACAGAGGUCAUGUCCCCACACAUCAAGUCUGUUGAGGAGCUACGAGUGCUGGGCAUCAACCUCAGCAACUUCAACCCACCUGUGCAGUUCUCCAUCUGCGUGGCAGGGGUCUUUGUGUUUUACCUCAUCUAUGGCUAUCUGCAGGAGCUUAUCUUCUCUGUGGAGGGAUUUAAGCCCUUUGGGUGGUACCUCACCUUAGUGCAAUUUGGCUUCUACUCCACGUUUGGCCUGGUGGAGCUGCAGCUAACACAGGACAAGCGGAGAAGAAUACCUGGGAAAACCUACAUGGUGAUAGCAUUUUUAACUGUUGGGACCAUGGGUCUGUCAAACACUUCGUUGGGAUACCUAAACUAUCCCACACAAGUCAUCUUCAAGUGCUGCAAACUCAUUCCUGUAAUGAUAGGAGGAGUUUUCAUACAAGGGAAACGCUACAAUGCUGUAGACGUCUCUGCUGCCCUGUGCAUGAGUCUGGGCCUCAUCUGGUUCACCCUGGCGGACAGCAAAGUGGCCCCCAACUUUAAUGUGACCGGGGUCCUCCUCAUCUCUUUGGCCUUGUGUGCCGACGCCGCCAUUGGAAAUGUUCAGGAGAAGGCCAUGAAGAUCCAUAACGGCUCCAAUUCCGAAAUGGUGCUGUACUCCUACUCCAUCGGCUUUGUUUACAUACUGUUGGGCCUGUUGUGUGUCGGGGGACUGGGACCGGCUGUGGCCUUCUGCUCACAGCACCCUAUGACAACAUACGGUUACGCCUUCUUCUUCUCCCUCACGGGCUAUUUUGGAAUUUCUUUUGUGUUGGCAUUGAUCAAGCUGUUUGGCGCCCUGGCUGCGGUCACAGUGACGACCGGGAGAAAAGCCAUGACGAUAGUGCUGUCCUUCAUGUUCUUUUCAAAGCCUUUUUCAUUUCAGUAUAUCUGGGGUGGCCUGCUGGUCGUACUCGGGAUCUUCCUGAACAUUUACAGCAAAAACAAGGACAAGAUGAAGCUGCCCUCCCUGGCAGAGAUCCGUAGUCGUCUGCUGAGGGAGGGGAAGGUCCGGCUGCUCUCACAGAACGUCUAGCGCCCGGUCUUGGGGGGCCCCACGAUAUACAGGACCUCAGCUCCCAGACUUUGGUUCGGAUGUGGAUCUCCACGCUGACUUAACCUCAAGGGCCUUAGUCAGUCACAUUCCUGUCAGGAGAGCCGUGAUGGUCGAAGACUUGCUAGUAUCAAAGGGAAACUGUUUAAAAAAAAAAGCCAAAAAAAGCACAGCUUUGCACUAUUAUUGGUGACUUUCGAUUGUGCAGGACUUGAAGGAAGGAGAGACAUUUUAAAAAAUACCACAGACUGUAAACAGACCCUGUCCAAGUUGAAUGUGUAUCAAAUGGAAUCAUCUUAAACAGUGAAUCUUCACCUGCACGUGCCACAAGAAAUAACUUCUUUUUUUGUUGUUGUUUUUCUUAAUCAAGUGUGUAAGAUGCAUACAUUUCCAUAAUCUAUUUUAAUUUAUAUUUCCUGAUUAUACUGGAAGUGGGGAUCACACACACACACAGACACACACACACACACACACACACACACACACACACACAAAGUUGCAGCAUCUUCAAAAGGGCAGGGACGUGGAAGUUUAUCGAACAACGUGUCAACUGCCAUAUUUGCUAACCGUUUGGUGGUGACCAGACAGCUCUUUUUACAUUAAAAAACAAACUGGGAAGUUUA